GGGGGUCUGUGAGGGUCGCGGGCGCUGCGGGCUCCGAUGCCGCGGGCGGCCGGGUCGUGGGCAGCGGCCGCCGCAGGGCCUCGCCGGGGCCGCUGAGAGCGCGGACGCCGUCGUGCCGCCCUGAGCCCGGCGGGCGCGAUGCGGCGGCGGCGGCUCCGGGGGCCGCUCCUGCCCCUCGGGCUCGGCCUCCGGCUGCUCCUCGUGCUGCUCCUCGUGCUGCUGCUGCUGGGAGGCGGCGAGGCGGCCCCGCUGCCGCGCGCAGGUGCAGGGGAAGCAGUUGCAACUGAAGUUUCCUCCUCUUUUGUGAUUUUGUCCGCAUGUACUUUAGUAGUACUGGUAAUACUGCUUGUGAACUGUGUAUCCUGUUGUAAAGAUCCAGAGAUAGACUUCAAGGAAUUUGAAGAUAAUUUUGAUGAUGAAAUUGAUUUUACGCCCCCAGCAGAAGAUACCCCAUCUGUUCAAUCUCCUGCAGAGGUUUUCACUCUUUCAGUUCCGAAUAUUGUUUUACCAGCUCCGUCCCAGUUUCAGCCUCUUCCAGAGGGAUCCAAGUCUCAAGUUGCACGACAGAGUCUAAACUAUAUCCAAGAAAUUGGAAAUGGCUGGUUUGGAAAGGUUCUGCUUGGGGAGAUCUACACAGGAACUAGUGUAGCAAGAGUAAUAGUGAAGGAAUUAAAGGCAAGUGCGGGUUCCAAGGAGCAAGAACAGUUUUUAAGAAAUGGAGAGGCUUAUUAUAUUCUUCACCAUCCAAAUGUUGUCCAGUGCAUUGGGCAGUGUGUAGAAGCUGUCCCUUAUCUCUUGGUGUUUGAGUUCUGUGACUUGGGUGACCUAAAAACUUAUCUCUGCAAUGAGCAGGAGCAUAUCAAGGGAGAGUCACAAAUAAUGCUGCUACAGAGAAUGGCGUGUGAAAUUGCUGCUGGACUUGCCAUAAUGCAUAAACAUAAUUUUGUGCAUAGUGACUUGGCCUUACGGAAUUGCUUUCUUACAUCAGACUUGAAUGUAAAAGUGGGAGAUUAUGGAAUAGGACUCAGUAGAUACAAGGAAGAUUAUAUUGAAACAGAUGAGAAGAAGUUUAUUCCUCUUCGAUGGACUGCACCUGAGCUAGUAACAAGCUUUCAGGACAGAUUGUUAGCAGCAGAACAAACCAAGUAUAGUAACAUAUGGUCAUUGGGUGUAACAUUAUGGGAACUUUUUGAGAGUGCUGCUCAGCCUUAUUCACACUUCUCUGACAGAGAAGUGCUAACUCAUGUCAUAAAAGAGAAACAGGUUAAACUCUCCAAACCACAUCUGGAACAACCCUAUUCUGAUAGAUGGUAUGAAGUGUUGCAGUUCUGCUGGCUGUCUUCAGAAAAGAGACCAACAGCAGAGGAAGUGCACAGACUUCUAACCUAUCUCCGCAUGCAAAGCCAAAGGGACUCUGAGAUUGAUUUUGAACAGCAGUGGAAUGCUCUUAAGCCAAACACUCUCAACAGAGAAUCAACCAAUUCUGCAUUUCCAAUCCUAGAUCACUUCACAGGAGACAGACUUGGCCAUGAAAUGGAAGAAGUCCUAACAGUAACUGAAACAAGUCGGGGGCUCAGCUUUGAAUAUGUUUGGGAGGCAGCCAAGCACGAUCAUUUUGAAUGUAAUCAGGUGAAUCCUGAUGAAGCAAUGACAUAUACAAGCAUUUUCUUCCCAGUUGAGGUUUUUGAGAGAUCUCUUGCAGAGCAAGGGUCUGGAGCACAGGAUGAAAGUGGUCAGGAGGCAUCGCUUACUGUGCCUGGGGUGCUUCCUGUUUUUGAUGCCCACAAACUUUCUGUUGGAAGUGAUUACUAUAUUCAGUUGGAAGAGAAAGGGGGUGGCAGUAGCUUGAACUUUGAUAAUCAGUCAGCUGUACUAACCACAGAAGUUGAUCAUCAAGAAGUUUUACUGGACAAAAAUUCUCACUUUAUGGUUCUCAGGGAUCUUGAUGCUGAAGAAUCUAGCACUGAUGGGGACUUUUUCCACUAUAACACAGAUCCUAAAGAUGAAAUUUUGCAUGCUACUAGUAGUUCUGAAAGCCCUGUCCAGAAUAUAUUUAAUGACAUUGACAGAGCAGAGGAAUUGGUAAAUAAUAGGAAAUUUUUUGACUUGCCUGAAAUAAAUGAUGACUGCAUGGAAUUUAAACCAGCUGUUUUAAGUUCUAGUUUAGAGGUAUUGAAAGGAAUCUGUCAACCUGAGAGAGAGUGUUCUAGUAAUUUUUCUGAAAAUGAAGCCAUUUUACAUGAAGAUAUUACAAAGCAGUGCGACAGCCUCCUUACUUUAGAAGACUUGUCAGAUAACUUUCUGUUUCUUCAAGAGAAGAACUUAUUAAAGGGGUUGUUGACUAACAAAGAUAACAGUGAAGAUUUGGGGUCAAAAUCAGUAACAGAUAUAAAAAAUAUAUUAGAAACUCCAAAUAGAAAUACUCUGGACAUUGAAUUUAAAUUGGCUGAAAAUACACCAACCUUUUCAGAGCUUUUAGAUUAUCAAGCAAUAAAGAAAGAUGAACAUUUAAUCCACAUACCGACAGAUAAAGAAUUAACUGUUUUGUCUCAGCCUGUCAUAGAUAUGCAGGUGCCUUUUAGUUCACCCGGCACAGAUGAGAAAUUGCAUGAUAACCAUCAGAACCUCACCCCAUUGAAAGGUGACAAUAUCCUUUCAAGGGUAGCGGUUGAUAAAAAAUCAUCUUACAGUAUUAAUGACGGUCUCUGUCAAGAAACAUCUCCAAGGGCUGAAACUACGUCUUCUGAAAAGCUACCCAUUAAUGCCAAAAACAUUAGUGUUGGAAACAGUUUAAGUCAAGAAGUUGCACUUGAAACUGGAGAGUUUGAGGGGCAAAUAAAAGACAGAAUACCUGUUGAUUCUGAAGAAAUAACUUUGGGUAGUGGCCUUGGUAGACAGAAAUGUGAUAUUAGUCAGGAAGGUAGGAAUAAUGAUUUGCAGAAUAAGCCUUCUCCAUUAGAAAAGGAGAAUGCAGGGUCAUUGGAGAGAGAAAAGGAAAAUCCAGAUCAUUUUCAAAAAUAUAAUAAAGAUGUUCCUAAAGAAGUUACUUUAAUAUCUGUUACUACCCCAGAUUGUGCAAGUCAGGAUAGUCUGUUGGGAGACAGCUCAUCUCCUGUGCAAACUGUAGAACAGUUCUUAGAAACUCCAGAUUCUUUGGAUUCGUUAGAUGUAAAUGAAGUUUUAGAGUGUUUAAGGGCCCAGAGUCCUCAGAAGCUUUUACCUCCUGAUAAACCUGGUGACAGUGGCUACGAAACUGAGAAUCUGGAAUCUCCAGAAUGGACUUCACAUCUUACUGCUGAUGAUACUUCUAAUACAGACACUGUACCAUGUGUUGCUGGUGACAGCAGUGUUUUACCACCCAAUCCAGUAAUCAUUGUUUCAGCAGAAACAGCUUGCUCAGAUGCAGUAAACGACAACAGUGACUUUGAAAUUACUACAAAGACUUCUGCAAUUGGAAAUCAGAACUCAUACAGGGACUCUGCCUAUUUUUCUGAUAAUGAUUCUGAGCCAGAUAAAAGAACAGAAGAUGUAAAUAUAUCAAUACUAACAAGAGAUAACAUUUUCAGUAAUAACUCUCAUAACUUUGAAAAGAAUAAUACUGAAGAAGAUUGUUUAAAAAAUAAACAGCCAAAGCACAAUCAAGUAAUAGAUUGCCAGGAAACCAAUAAUUUAGCCUCAAAACUAGAAAUAAAUGACAAGCUGGAGAGACGGCAGAUAGAUGUAACAAUGCAGAUGCAUCCUGAAAAAUGGCUAAAAGAAACCCCGUUGAUACUUGCAGUGAAUUCAGAAGGUAAUCACAGAGAUGAAGUUAAGUUAUCCAAGGAUUCUCUCAGAAAUGUCUCUUGUGUUGGCACUAAUACUUCAGAAUUACUUCUACACAGAGACUUACCAUCCAUUCAUAACAUACGUCCUUCAGAUUCCAUUGUUAGUGAAAAUUCCUUGUGCCACAUAGAAGGACCUAAGCUGAAAGAGCCAGAUAUUGAAGGAAAAUACCUUGGUAAACUUGAUGUUUCUGGAAUGCUUGAUUUAUUGGAGGAUGGAGAUGAUGCAGAUGAAGAAGAUGAAAAUAGUGACUCUGAGGAUGAUAUGAGAACUUUCCAUAUGCAUAGUCUUAGUUCGGACAGUGAAGAUGAAACUGUGCAUCAAGUUCCUGAGAUAUUUUCUGAUAACGAUGAUGGGAAACAUCUAAGAAGCUUGCUGAAACUUCCAAAGUCUCUUAAAUGUGACGGGCCAUCUGAGUAUUGGAAAAGUGAGAAGAAGGCUGUAACAUUCUUUGAUGAUGUAACUGUCUAUCUGUUUGAUCAGGAAACGCCAACCAAAGAACUGGGAAAUCGUGCAGUGGACUCGAAACACAAGGACCCUGAUGUCACUUCUGUCCCUUCUUCCGGUCUUAGUUACUUGAAUAGAUUUACAAAUUCAGAAAGCUCUACUGAUGAAGAAGGUGGAGGUUUUGAAUGGGAUGAUGAUUUCUCUUCCCCGGAGCCUUCUUUUAUAUCUAAGGCAGCAAAUAACCUCAUUAGUUCGAAGCCAUCUCUUCCAACAUCAAAGUACUUUUCCCCACCCCCACCUUCCCGGGGUCCCGAACAAAACUGGUCACAUUCAUCACCUUAUUCAAGGUUCUCUAUUUCUCCUGCAAACCUAGCAAGUCUUUCUCUCACACAUCUUACAGAUUCAGAUAUUGAGCAAGGAGGAAGUAGUGAAGAUGGAGAGAAAGAUUAGGCAGAUUCCCUGGAAUUAUGCUUGAGAUGCAUUCUGGACUAAUAUCUGAUAAACUUGUGUGUCUGAAUUUAUAUGGGUCUGGAUGUAAAAUACAGAUAACUGAGAAACACAAAGAAAUGGAAGUAAACACUGAAAGCAAUGUUCAAUCAGGACAUUAAUUUGAAUGUGUAUUUAACUUUGUAACAUAUUUUUAAAUCAGUGCAAUUUGCUUUUCAUUAUAAGAUGAUUCUGCCGCUGUUUUCAAGUACUUGAAGUAUUUUUCAGACAAUUGUAACAAACACUUAAAGCUAUUACACUACAUUAUGAUUUUAUGUAUGGGAUUGUAUAAACUAUUUAUAUUUUUCCAUGUAGUUCAUUAUCUAUUUGAACAAACAUCCGUUGUAGAAUUCUGUGUAAUUGUCCUGUGCAACAGGAGUCUAUGUUGCUGAAACUGUAUGAAUGAUAGUUGGUAAGUAGUGAGCCAUAUUUAUUCUAAAAGAGAUCACUACAUGUUGUUUUGCUUACUGCGAUUGCACUAUGGAUUAUUCUUCCCAUAUUCCCCAAUAUCAUACAAAAUCAAAAUAUUAAAUUUUCCAAGGAAAAUAAGACAAAUUGAAUUGGCCCAGUUAACCAGUUUGAUUUGUCCUGUUUUGAAUGUUUAGCUGUGCACGGUACUUGUAAAACAUACCUAACUUCGGAGUGAUAUCUUAAAAUUGCCGGAAUCUUAUAUGCUGUAGCAUUUCUAAGUGAUAACUGAUCACAGAUUGUUAAUCUCCAUAUUUUAUAGGAAGUUGGGGGAGAGAAUGUUUGAGAUUCUGGAAUCUAUUUCAGAUUACAAAAUGCGUUACAGUAGCACCUGCCUAUUAUCAUAUUUAAGAACCUUCUGACAUUUCCAUUACAUUACCUGCUUUGGAGAGAGGUAGGAUGUUUUGGCCCUACAAAAUGGCUUUGAAACCAGGUGUGUUAUAUAAGAAAAACAAACAAACAAACCUAAUUUCAGUUUAAAAAAAAUAAAUUAGGUACUUUUGACUCCUCACUUUUUUUAACAUCCUGUGAAUUCUGAAGACCAGUUUGUUGUCUUAUUUCUCUUGACUGUAGAUUUGGUCUUCCAUGCCUCCUCUCUCUCUCUCUUACUAUAAAAACAGUUGAAUAUUAGGGAUUAAUGGUUGGGAACUUUAGCAUGCUAAUAGAAACCUUGCUUUAAAGCAGAGUAGUUAGUUAAUUGGCAUUCAGGCUUUGUCACCUAGAAGAGUCCAGGCCUGCAUGAAGACGUCUUUAGGACCCCAUGGGACUGCUUGAAACGUGCACUGACGCAAAGAUGUAAAAUAGUAGAGCUUGCCAUGAAGAUGUCCAAAUGAAGUGAAUAUGGUCUUCCCUCCUGUCCAGCAGUAGCUAAGUAUGUUGUCUUAGCAGGUUCCCUUCCUGUCUCACUCCAAAGUAAGUACUGUAGGGCAAUAAUCCCCUAGCCUUUUGAAUGUGUUACCAAGUCACUGACUUGUGGGUAGCUUAAAAAGAAAACUGAAAUGAAAACUAAGCUUUGUAGUCAGCCAGUCUGUCUGGCUGCACAGCAUACUGCAGCUUAGCGACAAACUUUUUACGGGGCUUUUAACUUAAGGCUAGUUUUUCUGUUGAGCGGGUCUGAGCACAGCACAGCUAAGAAUAGUGAUAAUCUUCUGCAGCAUGAAAAAACUUGCUUUUUUCAGCUGUGGUAAGCUUUUAUAUUACGUUUUUAUAUACAGUUUGGUUUAAAGCAGGGUAUCUGUUUUAAGUGACAGAAAUAUAAAAAUAGUGCUUCUCAAGCAUUGUUUUGCCCUGAGAAGCAGAAUGGCUUCCAUGCCUAUCAAAAGAUAGAGUAGUUAUAGAUGCUUUAAAGUUGCCAAUGUAUUGCUGACAUGCUGAGUGUCUUACUGAGGAGCUCAGGUUCAGAGGAAAUCUGUGAACUGGUUGUACGUUAGUGUGAAAUGAAUAAUAUAGCAUCAACUCCUUUGUAGACCUUUCCAACACAUUUAAUAAGUGAAGCCACUUGUCAAUAUGUCCUUAAAGUACAUAUUGUAAGAGGUUUAAAGGAGCCAUUAUAUUGUGUACUCUUACUACCUGUUAAAAUUUAAAUGGUAGACUUUUUGCAAGAAGCAUUGUGGCCUGUUCUAUAAUACUGAUUUUUAAAAGUCCUUAAAUUCACACACGCCAGAUAUAGAUAUUUUAUAUCACUCUAGUACUUCUUUCUAACUCUUAUUUCCAUACAGAAGUUGGGAUAUUCAAAAUUAAGAAUGAAACUCCAUUUGUUGGGUCUCCAAAGAAAGCGUCAACUUAUAAAUUGAAAAGUCUGAAGUUCCCCACCAUUGGACAAGUUGCUUGUCCUUAAUUAUGAAUUCCUUGACUUUGAACAUCAUUUCUGAGGUGCUCAAGUUGUUUGAAAGGGAUGUAGAGAUUUGGUUUCACUUCUGUUUCUGCUGUAAAUUUAGAAAUUCAGAUUACUGACUAAAUUGUGUAGGCAAAUGAAUAGCCUUUUACAUGCAACACUUCAGGUUUUUCCUCAGUUACAUGGGAUUUUAGCUCUAGUGUGUUAAAUCUUGCAUAAUAAAAGUUGACUUCUGUGUCCAAAUGAGCUGUUUGCAAAUGAAUUGCCAAAUGGGCAUUUAUGUUCAAAAGGGGAUUGUGAGGAUAUUACUCAAAGCAAUAUGCUUUUUUAGCUACAUAACAACAAAUAUUUAGUUAACCCUGUGAAUUGCUACACUUCCUUAGUCUCGAUGGAUUUUAAUUGCAGUACAGUUCACUGGGUUAGAACUGUUAUCUACAAUUUUUUUGGAAGUAUAUGUAGUUAAUGUUGACCAACUAUUAGCAGUGUUUCCAGGGGGUAAACCCAUAUUCAAAGAAUCAGUAGCACAAUGAAGGCAAAUUAAGUGGAGUAAUUCAAAGGUAACAUAUUGGAAUAAUUGGGUUAAGGCGGGGUUCUACCACGUGGGCCAUACACUUAGUUCUGUAAUUUCUUGCACUGGUUACUCAGUUGGUGAUAGCAGUUUUAGAAUUAUUUGUAUCUGUUUUCAGUAGUUUGUGAGGACAGGCUCCAUUUUAAUUUCUUCUGUAGUAGGAAGUCUUGAUUAUUAAAUAGUAAUGAUAUUGUCUUGAUUUGGCUAUUUAAAUAUUUUAUAACAAAGAGGCUGUUAGCAAUUUAAGAUGGAAGUUGAUUUAAAUUAUUUGGCACAGAAAGUCUAGUUUAGAAAUUUGUAGAGAGGUCAACAAAGUAAGGGUGUCCAUUUGUAAAUUUUGAAACACCUGUACCGUCCCAGAUACCUUACCAUCAGCUGUAUGUUGUGUGUGUAUACUGCCAUUUCCAUGGAAAGUGGCUAAUUAACUACUUUGUUCAUAUCCUUGGUGAUGCACUAAUGAAAGCCAUUCAAGCCUCUUUCUUUUAUCAGUAUUUUAACUAGUAGAUUUGUAUGUAGUAUUGAGUCUUUCUCUCCCCCCCCCCCCCCUUGCUUCCCCCCAGGGGGCUGGUUAGUAGGAGUUGUGUGGUUUUUAAACAGUUAAGCACUAUGCUAAAAUAUCAGUGGUAAGUCUGGUGUUAGUGAUAUGGCUAUUUAUGUUGGAUUCAGAGAGAGGUGGAAUUGAAGUAUAUUAGCCUUAUAAGAAAUAGCCUUAAAAUAAGAAUGGAGUGUACAAAAUUAAUUCAGCUUUAAAUCAUACAAAAAACAUCCUUAAAUAUUAAUGGAUUUUGGUUCAAGACUUUGAUAUGAAAACUCUGGAGGGAGAGUAAAAGAUCAUAUAAAUGUAUUGAAAAUAAGUAUUUGUAAUACCAGCAGCCUGUUUUUCAGAUAAACUUGAAUAUGACUUACAAUUAUUAGUUUUGUUUAUUAAAUUGUUUGAACUUGCACAGUUGUAGGUGUAACUUAAUGAUAAAUGGUACUCAUGUGUAUAUAUAUAUAAUGUUUAAUUCUAUUUGUAAAUGAGGAACUAUGUAACAAAAUCAUAGGUAUGAGGUUUUCCUAUUGUAAUUUAAUACAGGUAUGAGGUUUAUGGCAAUAUAUCAUAGUUAAUAAAAUUUCAGGUCAAAUUGUCUUUAAAUUGUGUACAUUUUUAAAUUGUAAUUUCUACUGUAUAUUGAUUAUCAUGCAUAGUGUGAUUCAAUAAAUUGCCUGUAAUUUAAAAACACUAUUUAAUAUUAAAAAAUAAAAUACGGUUAUAUAUUUAUAA
Messenger RNA from Alligator mississippiensis (American alligator), 8889 nucleotides. It is a transcript of the gene LMTK2, whose product is annotated as lemur tyrosine kinase 2. NCBI's taxonomy places the organism in Eukaryota, Metazoa, Chordata, Crocodylia, Alligatoridae. Gene Ontology annotation, biological process: protein phosphorylation. Gene Ontology annotation, molecular function: protein kinase activity; ATP binding. The record is from RefSeq and is a predicted model, not a curated record. The transcript has 14 exons. The coding region runs from base 139 to 4719 and encodes 1526 amino acids.